UUACCACUUGCAGCUAAUUUUCUUGGAAGUCUUUUGCGCUUGAAAAGUAACAAGUCUGAUUGGUUGGCGAUCAGAGACAAUGACGUUUUCAAUGCACCAGAAGAAAAUCCAAACAAAAUAAUUCAGAUUUUGAAAUUGAGCUAUGACAACUUACCCUCCCAUUUGAAGCGGUGUUUCUCAUAUUGCUGCUUAUUUCCCAAAGAUUGGAGAUAUCGUAGAGAAACACUAAUUCACUUGUGGAUGGCUGAAGGAUUCAUUCAUCCGGCAAAUGCAGGCAGAACUCGGAACUCAGCGGAAGAUACUGGUAACCAUUACUUCUAUAGUUUGUUAUCAAAUUCUUUUUUUCAAGAUGUGAAAUAUGACAAGCUAGGUGAUGUUAAUGAAUUCAAAAUGCAUGAUUUAGUACAUGAUCUUGCACAAAGUGUCGUUGACAGUAAUGAAGUCGCGAUUCUGAAAGCAAGUGAAAUGGAAAAAGAUGGAGCAUGUGAUAUUCGUCGUCUACAGUUAAUUAUAGGAGGAGUACUCAAAACAGAUGUUAAUCCCUUGAACAACGCGAAAAAGCUGCGAACAGUUUUCUGCCAGGAAAAUGCUGCUAAUCUGUAUAGGAGUCCAGUUAAUAACAAGCACUUGCGUGUUAUAUAUUCGCUUUCUAGUUCUUCUCCAAAGCCCUAUUCGCUUUUCAGUAAAGAUAAUGAUAUACAAGAAGAAAGUCCAUCUUCCAGUUUCGAGUUCAUACACUUGAGGUACCUUGACCUCAGCAGGCUCAGCUAUUCCAGAAUUACAAAUGCUCAAGUUGAUUCCAUCAGCCAACUCUACAACCUGCAGACGCUCAAUCUUCACCAAUGCAAAAAUGUUGGCAACAUUCUUGAAGGAAUUGCUUCUUUGAAAAGUCUGCGGCAUCUUAAUCUCUCUUAUUCAGAUGUUAAAGUGUUACCUGAUUCUAUCGUUAGCCUCACCAAUUUGCAGACUUUGGAUAUCAGUCAUUGUAGUCGUAUUCGUGUCUUACCUCCAAAUAUCGGGUCUCUCCAGAACCUGGUAUCCUUUGAUUUUCGGGAUACCCAAAAUCUCCAAAAAUUACCCGAUAGUUUUGGAGAACUGACAAAAUUGAAGUCACUUGAUUUGGAAGAUACUUAUUUCAGAGAACUGCCCGAGUCUUUGACUAGCAACCUCUGUAAAUUUGAGUUUGUAAACUUGGGGGAUCAGUGCUGCUUUCCAGAAGACAUCAAGAAUUGGGUGGAACUGAGAAGUCUGGUUCACUCCUAUGGAUUGAAGGACUUCGGCGAAGACUCCGACAAGUAUAAGUAUCAAAUAAUGCCCACGGGAAUAGAAAUGCUAACUCGCCUGGAAGUAUUAGAUUCUUACGUUGUUAGGAAUAAAAAGCACUACACCGGAACAACCAUUGGCUCUAGUGGGAUUGAAGAUCUAGCAGCGCUAAACUCUCUUCGGGAGUUGACUAUAAAAUUUCUUGACAAUGUGAGAGGUAAAAUGGAUGCCGAGAGGGCAAAGUUAAAAGACAAGCACAACAUUCAAAAAUUGUAUCUUAAAUGGGUACACAAAGAUGAAGAAGAAGAAUGGAUACUAGAAGAAGAAGAAGAAGUUGCUUACAAUUCUUGUAUGGUGUUGGAAGGUCUACAGCCGCACCCUCAUUUAGAAUUGUUGUCGCUACAAUAUUUCGUUGGUGUAAAGCUUCCAAAGUGGAUGGGUUCCUCUUCUUGCCUUCCGAAUUUGGUGGAAUUAUAUUUCGAGGAUUGCCAGAGUUGUGAGAAGCUUCCAGCUCUGGGUAUGCUUCCAUGUCUUAAGGUACUUCACAUGCAACGAAUGAAAUCAGUGAAAUGUUUGGGUGAAGAAUUUUACUACCAACAACAAGAGCAAGAAGGAGAAAGCAGUAUAACGACAUUGUUCCCUUCGCUAAUUCAAUUGAAAAUUGAGUUGCUGAAUUAUUUAGAAGAAUGGGUUGCUCCAACUUGCAAUGCCUUCCCCGUACUCGAGGAUCUAUCUAUCCGGGGAUGCAUGAGACUGAAAUCUAUACCAGAUUUACGAUUAUGCACUUGUCUCCGGAGAGUAGAUAUAAUGUACUGCAACAAAUUGAAGGAGUCGAUACCUUAUGAUCUGAAGAACCUCACCUUUCUUAAACAUCUUAGAGUUGAUUUUGAUCUGAUAAUUGAUGAUUCUGCAGAACUGAUUAGUUCUCUUAAAAAUAAGGGAGGUGGAUGUGUUACCAUGUAGUUUCGUAGCAGUUGGAUCAAUCUGACUUCGAUAUAUGCCGAGGGUAAAUAAUGAUUGGUGGUGGUUGUGGUUCCGACCUAGUUGGGAUGGCAGCAUCAUUUUGCAUUGUUGUGCCGGUUGGCCUUUGUGUUCUUUGGAAUUGACCAUGUUCUUAUUUGGGUCGCGAACACCUUUGAAAUUCUUUAGAAACUGCCAUGAACAAUUGAAGAUGAAUAAACUAUGAAAUCUUAUACCAUUGUGUAUUCUGUAAAGUUGGAAUAUCGCUCAUUACUGUGGGUAUAGAUCCAAUUAGGGGUGUAAAUUUUAUGUAUAUUCUACCACAGUUGGGUAAUGAGGCCCAAAGCCGUCGAGCUUCAUCUGCAGUUCUGCACGUAGUAAUAUACUGUC
Messenger RNA from Papaver somniferum (opium poppy), 2613 nucleotides. RefSeq names its product putative disease resistance protein RGA4. Lineage: Eukaryota; Viridiplantae; Streptophyta; Magnoliopsida; Ranunculales; Papaveraceae. Gene Ontology annotation, molecular function: protein binding. The record is from RefSeq and is a predicted model, not a curated record. Bases 241 to 2226 code for a protein of 661 amino acids. The transcript has 2 exons.